AUGGCGAAGCUGACGUGCAGGUGGACGAAAGAGGACUACGAGAUCUUCGACCUCGUGCACGACCUGAAGGCCGAGGAAGGCGACGACGUCACGUUCUACUCCUACCUCCGCAUCGAGAAGGAUGCGACCCCCGCCCAGCUCACCAAGGCGUACCGCAAGCGCUCGCUCGAGCUGCACCCCGACAAGAACCCUGGUGUCCCAGGCAUUCAGCAGAAGUUCGCCCGUCUCGGUGUCAUCACCGGCAUCCUCCGUGACGGCGAGAGGCGUGACCGCUACAACUUCUUCCUCAAGAAUGGAGUGCCCAAGUGGAAGGGCUUCGGCUACGCUUACACUCGCUGGCGUCCCGGAAUGGGCUUUGUGAUCUGCUUCCUCGUGCUCUUCACCGCUCUCAUGCACUACGUCGUCAUGCGCAUGAACUAUGCCCGUGACUCGAAGAAGGUCGAGUACUUCACUGAAGCUGCGCUGCGCCAGGCCCGCGGAGCCAACCGCAAGGUCCGCGUGCCCUUCUACGAGGGAAGCAACCAGAGCCUCGAGCUUGUUGUUGAGGACGGAUGGGUCUACCUGCCCCACGACGACGGAUCUCUGCACCCGCUCUCCGAGCUCGCCACGCCCCCCUCGCUCCUCCGCACUUGGCCCUGCAACGUCGCCCGUUCCCUCAUCUACAAGGUCACGGGUGGACCGAAAGAGGAGGUCGUCGUCGAGGACAUCCGCGUCUCUGCAGAGGACGUCGAGGUGUCUGACGAGGUCCCCUCGGGCCCCGGCACCAGCAGCGUCGACACGUCGAACGCCGGCCGCCUGCGAUCGCGUGCGGCCGAGCUCCGCGCCCAGAGGACGGGCAAGGCCUCGGCGUCGCCCGACUCCACCCCCGGCGCCAGCGAGAGCGAGACCUCCAACACGGACGGAGGGAGCAGGAAGAAGGCGGGCGGCAAGGCCGCCGCGGCGCGGAAGCGCAAGAUGAACAAGAAGUAG
Trichosporon asahii var. asahii CBS 2479 is the source of this 969-nucleotide messenger RNA. Its product is annotated as endoplasmic reticulum protein. The record is from RefSeq and is a predicted model, not a curated record. Lineage: Eukaryota; Fungi; Basidiomycota; Tremellomycetes; Trichosporonales; Trichosporonaceae. The coding region runs from base 1 to 969 and encodes 322 amino acids. Gene Ontology annotation, cellular component: endomembrane system. The transcript has 4 exons.